Messenger RNA from Sinocyclocheilus grahami, 1568 nucleotides. RefSeq lists its product as uncharacterized. Gene Ontology annotation, biological process: cellular response to lipopolysaccharide; negative regulation of T cell proliferation; immune response. Gene Ontology annotation, cellular component: external side of plasma membrane. Bases 6 to 1568 code for a protein of 520 amino acids. The record is from RefSeq and is a predicted model, not a curated record. The transcript is spliced from 10 exons. NCBI's taxonomy places the organism in Eukaryota, Metazoa, Chordata, Actinopteri, Cypriniformes, Cyprinidae.
ACACAAUGGCAAAAGUCAUUUUCUUCCUCUGUGUAUUUUCUUAUUGGAUUCUGCCAAUUAUCUCAUCCAAUGAUGCAUCAGUGCGAGGGUCUUCUGAUCUGUUAAGGGUUCAGAAAGGAGAAAGCAUCAGUCUGAACUGCAGUAUGAGAAACAAAUAUGAAGUCGCCUGGUAUCGCCUGAGAUCUGAACAACUGGAUCUACUGAUUGCAGCAGAGAAGCACGACACAGGAAGAAAACUUCUGACCAACUACAAAAAAAACAGUACUUUAGUGAAAAUGACUGCAGACACAUGGGUCACCAGAGUCUCUCUAGAGAUUUCUAGAGUAACAGAGUCAGAUUCAGGUCUUUAUUUCUGUGGAACAAAGUCUGACGCUCCAGAGAUGUUCUUCGACAAACCCAUCCGACUAGAAAUCGAGGGUCUUAUUGUAGUACAAGAGACAAAAGAAGUUGACGUCAAAGAUGAGGUGACGGUGACGGAGCGUGUGUUGAUGUUCGGUGGCAUUGCUCUGGCUGCGUUUGUGUUUUUUCUGGCUACAGUCAUUGCAGGAGGAAUCCUUCACUAUCGCGGUUGUGGAGGAGAUCUGGAGAUCUGGAGGAGAAGGACGGAGAUGGCGGGACCACAGCGAAGAGGCAGUGAGGGAAGAAGAAAAGCCAAAAAAAGCAAACACUCCCACAGCCAGAGCAAAUCUAAGGAGAGUCCGAGGAUAGUUAACCUCCAUUGGUGCAUGCAUUUUUUUCUGCUGUUUGUCCUGCCUGGUGCUUCUUCUCUAACUGUGACGGGACAAAAGGGCGGCUAUAUUACCCUGCCGUGUAAUUCAAGCUACAGAGGGGAUUUAUCCACUGUUCUAACAUUUGGGUCCACAACUGCUUAUGGUAACCGUCAGGAUGAACACUUCAGGGGCCGCGUGCACAAGAGUGGCAACUGUAACUUCGUUCUACAACCCUUAAACACCACUGAUGCAGGGAAAUACACGUUGCAUGUUAAUGCCAACGGUCUACCUAAAAGCUACAGUCACGACGUCCGUGUUAAUGUCAAUUUAACAGCACGGAUAGGCGAAGAGGUAAAGUUUGACGAUCUGCCGCGUGAUGCUGAGAGCGUCGAGCAUUUUACAAACACAGACCUAAUAGAUGUUUGGAGGAAAGGGCAGGGUUUCCUGACUGAUCGACUGACCGACAAGAAUGGCCGCCUGAUCAUUAAAAACUUCACAUUGAGUGACGCUGGAGCAUACAGAGUCCUGAACAAAACUGGAGGAAUCCUGGUCACUGUGACGGUCACAACAGAAUCAGGCACAGCAUCAAAGGACAUACAGGACCGCACACGUGAUGACAAAACUAAAGGCACAGAACGAGCUCAUGCUUGUAUUGGGGUGGUGGUUCUGGUGGCUCUGAUUGUGUUUGCUGUCUUCAUGAAGCAUCGAUGUCUGAACAGGAACAAGGAACAAGGGGUCCCAAUGCAAGAAACUGUACAGGGGCCCAGAUCACCAAACAACAGCAAUGGUUACUUGGUCGUUUGCUUUCAGUGCCAUCAGCUCUGCAGAGGAUCCUGUCAACAUAUCAUUUCCGACUGA